Oryza sativa Japonica Group (Japanese rice) is the source of this 3156-nucleotide messenger RNA. Its product is annotated as probable receptor-like protein kinase At2g21480. NCBI's taxonomy places the organism in Eukaryota, Viridiplantae, Streptophyta, Magnoliopsida, Poales, Poaceae. Gene Ontology annotation, molecular function: transmembrane receptor protein tyrosine kinase activity; ATP binding. Gene Ontology annotation, biological process: protein autophosphorylation. Gene Ontology annotation, cellular component: plasma membrane; plasmodesma. The record is from RefSeq and is a predicted model, not a curated record.
CGCCCACCUCUCCGCCACCCUCUUCUAGACUCCCUGGCCCCACGCCCCCUCCUCCCUCUCCUCCGAUUGGCCCCACCAACCAGAGAGAGAGGGCGAGAGGGCGCCGCGCGCCUCCUCCAAUAAUACACUGCCACGUCUUGCGUGCCACGUAGGCCACCCCACCACCAUGCGCCGCCGCGGGAGGAUGAUCCCGCCGGCGCUGCUGCUGGCCGCCGCGGUGGCGGCGGCGCUCGCGACGGCCGUGUCGGGGCAGGGGCGGCCGGUCACCGAGAGCGGCGCGCAGACGGCGCCGACGCCGUCGACGUUCACGCCCAAGGACAACUUCCUCAUCGACUGCGGCAGCACGAGCCCCGUCACCACCGGCGGCAAGGUGUACAAGACGGACGCGCAGUCGAACAGCCUUCUCUCCGCCAAGGACGCCAUCAAGGUCGCCACCACCGACGCCGACGUGCCCUCGCCGCUCUACCUCACCGCCCGGAUCUUCCGCGACGAGGCCGUCUACAGCUUCCCGCUCACCGUCCCGGGCUGGCACUUCGUCCGCCUCUACCUCUUCCCGCUCAAGAACUCCGACUUCGACCUCACCACCGCCACCUUCACCGUCUCCACCGACACCAACGUCCUCCUCCACAGCUUCACCGCCGAGAACAAGCCGGUCAUGAAGGAGUUCCUCGUGAACGCCACCGAGAACCACCUCGCCGUCAAGUUCUACCCGCUCAAGGGCUCCGCCGCGUUCAUCAACGCCAUCGAGGUCGUGAACGCCCCCGACGAGCUCAUCACAGACAUGGCCAUGGGGAUCGCUCCCGUCGGAGAGAUGACCGGGCUCGCCGAGGCGGCGUACCAGGUGGUGUACCGGAUCAACGUCGGCGGCCCGGCCAUCGCGCCCGACAAGGAUACGCUGGGGCGGCAGUGGGACGUGGACGCGCCGUACGUGCAGUCGAAGGAGGCGGUGAAGGACGUGUCGGUGCCGGUGGGGAACAUCAAGUUCCCCGACGGGACGUCGAAGCUGGUGGCGCCGGCGCAGGUGUACGCGAGCUGCGCGAAGAUGGCGGACGCCGGCGUGGGGAGCCCGAGCUUCAACAUGUCGUGGAAGAUGGAGGUGGACCCGGCGUUCGGCUACCUGGUCCGGCUCUUCUUCGCGGACAUCGUGAGCAAGAGCAUGAACGACCUCUACUUCAACGUGUUCGUCAACGGGCGCAAGGCCAUCUCCGGGCUGGACCUGUCGACGGUGACCGGCGAGCUGUCGGCGGCGUACUACAAGGACAUCGUCGUCAACUCGUCGAUCGCGACGGACAAGCUGAGCAUCCAGGUGGGGCCGAUGGGGGAGGACACGGGGCGCGUGGACGCGCUGCUCAGCGGCGUGGAGGUGCUCAAGAUGAGCAACUCGGUGGGGAGCCUCGACGGCGAGUUCGGCGUGGACGGGAAGAAGGCCGACGACGGCAGCGGCAGCCGCAAGGCCGUGGCGGCGGUGGGGUUCGCGAUGAUGUUCGGCGCGUUCGCCGGCCUGGGAGCCAUGGCCGUCAAGUGGUACAAGCGGCCCCAGGACUGGGAGCGCCGGAACAGCUUCUCGUCGUGGCUGCUCCCCAUCCACACCGGCCAAUCCUUCACCACCAGCAAGGGCGGGUCCAGCAAGAGCGGCUACACCUUCUCCUCCACCCUCGGCCUCGGCCGCUUCUUCUCCUUCGCCGAGAUCCAGGCCGCGACCAAGAACUUCGAGGAGAGCGCCAUCAUCGGCGUCGGCGGCUUCGGCAACGUCUACAUCGGCGAGAUCGACGACGGCACCAAGGUCGCCGUGAAGCGCGGGAACCCGCAGUCGGAGCAAGGGAUCAACGAGUUCAACACCGAGAUCCAGAUGCUGUCCAAGCUCCGCCACCGCCACCUCGUCUCCCUCAUCGGCUACUGCGACGAGAACGCCGAGAUGAUCCUCGUCUACGAGUACAUGCACAAUGGCCCCUUCCGCGACCACAUCUACGGCAAGGACCUGCCGGCGUUGACGUGGAAGCAGCGGCUGGAGAUCUGCAUCGGCGCCGCCCGCGGCCUCCACUACCUGCACACCGGCACGGCGCAGGGGAUCAUCCACCGCGACGUCAAGACCACCAACAUCCUCCUCGACGACAACUUCGUCGCAAAGGUAUCCGACUUUGGGCUGUCCAAGGACGGCCCCGGGAUGAACCAGCUGCACGUCAGCACCGCCGUCAAGGGCAGCUUCGGCUACCUCGACCCGGAGUACUUCCGGUGCCAGCAGCUGACGGACAAGUCCGACGUCUACUCCUUCGGCGUCGUGCUCCUCGAGACGCUGUGCGCGCGGCCGCCCAUCGACCCGCAGCUGCCGCGCGAGCAGGUCAGCCUCGCCGAGUGGGGGAUGCAGUGGAAGCGGAAGGGCCUCAUCGAGAAGAUCAUGGACCCCAAGCUCGCCGGGACGGUGAACCAGGAGUCGCUCAACAAGUUCGCCGAGGCCGCCGAGAAGUGCCUCGCCGAGUUCGGCAGCGACAGGAUCUCCAUGGGCGACGUGCUCUGGAACCUCGAGUACGCGCUCCAGCUGCAGGACGCCAACCCGCCCGAGGGGGCCGACAAGCCAGCCGACCACGACGGCGCCGGCGCGGCCCCGGCGACCUCCUCCGGCUCCGGCGUCUCCACCGUGCCCGACGUGUCCACCACCGCCGCCGGCGAGAUGUUCGCGCAGCUCGCCGACAUGAAGGGGAGGUGAUCUCCGAUUAUUGAUUGGACUCAGCAGCAUGCAUGAUGCAGUGAUCGAUCGAGAUUAUUUCAUCAUCAAUCCAUCGAUCGUCGCGGUGGAACGUAAACUGAAAGCUAUCAAAAUCGAAUUACUUGUCGAUUUCCUGCCCGAUUUAAGAUGGCCGGUCGCAGUGUCUUGGAUUGGCGAUGGCGAGAAACCAAAUUGAAAAUUCCGUAAAUAUAUACAGAACGCAAAUGUACCUACGUGUUCAUGGUGUGUUACUGUUACUCUUCUCUCUGCUGCGUUUUGUUAGCUAGGAGACGUGUCGCUUCAAAUUGGAUUCUUUUUGACUUUUUUUUGGGUGGUCAAGGUUGAUUGUACAAUAUCAGAAAUCAUACAUGCUACUCGACGCGGCUCGUGUUAAUUGAUCCGUGUGAAUGCAUCGUUCAGGGCUUGUAUAUGAAGAUAGUUAAUUAGUUUCA